Messenger RNA from Bipolaris sorokiniana ND90Pr, 915 nucleotides. RefSeq lists its product as uncharacterized. NCBI's taxonomy places the organism in Eukaryota, Fungi, Ascomycota, Dothideomycetes, Pleosporales, Pleosporaceae. Gene Ontology annotation, molecular function: oxidoreductase activity, acting on the CH-OH group of donors, NAD or NADP as acceptor. The record is from RefSeq and is a predicted model, not a curated record. The transcript has 3 exons. Bases 1 to 915 code for a protein of 304 amino acids.
AUGGCACCGAAUCUAAGUGACCUCCCAAAAGACUACUAUGUCAAAGCAAUGCAAUUCACAAAACGUGCGCAUCAAGAUGCGUAUCCAGCGAUUGAUCCAAGUCUGCCAGAACACAGCUUAGCAGGCAAAGUCGUCAUCAUCACUGGAGCUUCACGCGGAAUCGGGGCUACGGCAAUGGUGCCAGCAUUCAUCAAAGCCGGAGUCAAAGGCAUGGUCCUCCUCGCAUCCAACGCCGCCAAACUAUCCACCGUCGAAGCCUCUGUAAAAGAAGCCAAUCCCGCAAUCGAAACACUAACCUGCGCCGCCGACAUCUCCAACUCGCAAGCGGUAGAAAAAGCCUUUGAAAGCAUCAAGCAGCGCUUCGGCCACGCAGACAUCCUCAUCAACGCCGCAGGCGUCCUAACCGGCGACGGACCCAAACUCCACGAGACAAACGUCGACGAAUGGUGGAAGAACUUUGAAGUAAACGCAAAAGGCACAUACCUCCUAACCCGCUCCUUCCUCUCUCUCCUCCCCACCCCCUCCUCGUCCACCCCAGCCACAAUCCUCAACCUCAGCUCCUGGCAAUCCUUCUUCACCGUGCCCGCCGUGGGUGGCUACCUCAUGAGUAAAUUCGCCGUCGACGCCCUCGCCGUGUACGUCGCCGCAGAGUAUCCCUCCGUAACCGCCAUUUCCAUGCAUCCAGGCUUGGUAGCUACGGAUAUGCUCCGCGAGCCGUUUGGCUCGCUGUUUAACAAUGAUAGUGCUGAGUUGGUGGGGGGCACGGCCGUGUGGGUUUGUCAGGAGAAGGCGAGGUGGUUGAGUGGGAGGUUUGUGAGUGUGAAUUGGGAUGUAGAGGAUUUGCUGGAGAGGAAAGGCGAGGUUUUGGAGGGGGGUUUGUUGAGGUUGGGGGUAAGGGGCGAGUUUGGGAUGUAA